Molecule: messenger RNA, 339 nt
Organism: Rattus rattus (black rat)
Lineage: Eukaryota; Metazoa; Chordata; Mammalia; Rodentia; Muridae
Product: glyceraldehyde-3-phosphate dehydrogenase-like
Exons: 2
Coding region: 1-339 (112 amino acids)
Molecular function (GO): oxidoreductase activity, acting on the aldehyde or oxo group of donors, NAD or NADP as acceptor
Source: RefSeq, a predicted model, not a curated record
AUGAUAGGAAAGUUCAUCUAUGAUCCUACUUAUGAUUCAAGAGGACCUGAAGAAGAGCCGCCAAUAGACAUGCAGAUAUGGAAGCCUGCCAAGUAUGAUGACAUCAAGAAGGUGGUGAAGCAGGCGUCCGAGGGCACACUAAAGGGCAUCCUGGGCUACACUGAGGACCAGGUUGUCUCCAGUGACUUCAACAGCAACUCCUACUCUUCCACCUUUGAUGCUGGGGCUGGCAUUGCUCUCAAUGACAACUUUGGAAAGCUCAUUUCCUGGUAUGACAAUGAAUAUGGCUACAGCAACAGGGUGGUGGACCUCAUGGCCUACAUGGCCUCCAAGGAGUAA